AUGCAACAAUCCCGAAAAGAUAAAAACUUUCCCAUUUGGUUACCGAUUAUCCGUGCAAGUGCAUUGGGAUGGUUACCCCUUUCGAAAAAUCCGCUGCCAAGAUUUUCAUUUGAAGAUUCAAACGAUCUACUAACAUCAACGAUAUACUGCAACUCAAAGUUGCGUAUAAAUGUUUCAGGUGUAAAAUUUGAAAUCCCCCGCUAUUUUGUAGACCAGUAUCCCAACACUCUUCUGGGUUCUUCAGAACGAGAGUAUUUUUUCGAUGAAGAAAACGAAGAAUACUACUUUGAUCGUGACCCUGCAAUUUUCCGAUACAUCGUAGACUUUUAUCGACAUGGUUUCCUGCACUUUCCCAAGUCCGAUUGCUUUCUCGCUUACGAAAACGAGAUGGCAUUUUUUCGGAUAUCCACAGAAUGCAUGGGUGAUUGUUGUUACGAACACUUCCAGGACUGUCGUCGGGAGCAUUCAGAACGUCUACGGGAGGGGAGGUCUACAGACGACCUGAGGUGUGUUGGCCCAACAACAUUUCGACAAAGGUUGUGGACUUCCUUUGAAAACCCAGGCAACUCAACCGCCUCUCUUGUAAUAUACUACGUAACCGGAUUUUUUAUUAUUGUGUCUGUUCUUGCAAACAUAAUUGAAACCAUCCCAUAUCCUGAAGUCUCCCCCGAUCUUUCCAGAAAAUCCAUCGGAGAUGUCUUUUCUAACGCGUUUUUUUGCCUGGACUCAGCAUGUGUCCUCAUCUUUACUGUUGAGUACUUGGCUCGGCUGUAUUCGGCGCCUAAUCGGUGGCUCUUUUUCCGAUCAGUAAUGAGUCUCAUUGACGUGGUUGCAAUUCUUCCUUUUUACAUCGCUCUUUUGCUUCCAAACAAAAAGACCCUGUCCGGGCCCUUCACAACAUUGCGAGUUUUCCGAGUGUUCCGGGUUUUCAAGUUCUCCCGACAUUCUCAAGGUCUCCGUAUCCUCGGCUACACGCUCAAAUCCUGCGCUUCAGAGCUCGGCUUCCUCCUCUUCUCCCUCACCAUGGCGCUAAUCAUAUUCGCGACCGUGAUCUACUACGCCGAGAGGGCGGUGCCUAACACCACUUUCAUCAGCAUUCCUGCUGCCUUUUGGUACACCAUUGUGACGAUGACCACUCUGGGCUAUGGCGACAUGGUGCCAAAGACCAUCUUGGGUCAACUGAUCGGCGGCACGUGCGCGCUUUCCGGUGUACUGGUGAUAGCCCUUCCCGUCCCAUUCAUUGUCUCAAACUUCUCUCGCAUCUACCAUCAAGGUCAGCGAGCCGACAAACGCAGGGCGCAAAUGAAUGCCCGCAAGGCCAGAAUUCGCAAAGGUGCGGCAUCCGAUGUCACCGGCGCUGAAGGUGGUGGUGGUGUAUUUUUCUCCCAGGAUUCCUCUGGUGCAGAUUCCGAUGCAAAUGGAGAUGCUGAAGUCUCUAUGGUCUCUUCCAUCGGUCAUCCACCCAUUCUCCGCACCACUUUUAGCUCGACGGUCCGUCACCAUUCCAUGCCACCUCAUGACAGUCUCCUGCCACCCCAGCCAUCACUUAUCUCUCCCUCACAGUUAAAAGGUGAUGUCGGUGUUAGUGGUGCUGGUGGUGAGGGCCCGCGGAAACGAAAUCAAUCCUUUGGAAGUGUCCGAUUCUUGCCACAAACCGAGUCACCAUGGCUACCGCCUCACUCCUACCAACCGACGAAACGGCAGUCGAUACUGUCGCUGGAGGAACAACGUGUCAACGGAGAUAAAGAUGAGGAUGAUACGAUGGCUCCCAUGACUGUCACUGAGGCUGGUGAUGUCGAUGACGACUCGAGGAAAGCGAAGGGCAACUGCGGAAUUCAAAUCCGUGUGGAUAAGGAAAACAGUCAGUAUGAAUCUGCGGAUCUGACUACCUCACGUCUGGGAGAGUCUGAGGUGGGUGAUGGAACAAGUAACACCCUGUCCGAUCUUGCAACGAGACACGUUGAGAAGUCAACAAUGUCCCUCUUCAUUGAUGACAGUCACGCCUCUCAACUGGCUAGCCAAAGCAAUCAAGACAGGGUCGUGGAAAUACGAUCACCUAGCUUACAGACGACGCGACGAGGCCACAUCAGUCCCAGCUGUGAAGCCGCGCAAUCUGUGAUUCGUCAACAGCAUAGGCACCUACUGAAGUGUCUCCAAAUUGUCACGGUAAUUUGA
Messenger RNA from Echinococcus granulosus, 2175 nucleotides. Its product is annotated as Potassium voltage-gated channel subfamily D member 2. The transcript has 5 exons. The coding region runs from base 1 to 2175 and encodes 724 amino acids. Gene Ontology annotation, cellular component: voltage-gated potassium channel complex; membrane. Lineage: Eukaryota; Metazoa; Platyhelminthes; Cestoda; Cyclophyllidea; Taeniidae. The record is from RefSeq and is a predicted model, not a curated record. Gene Ontology annotation, molecular function: A-type (transient outward) potassium channel activity. Gene Ontology annotation, biological process: protein homooligomerization; potassium ion transmembrane transport.